Coniosporium apollinis CBS 100218 is the source of this 1734-nucleotide messenger RNA. RefSeq lists its product as uncharacterized. NCBI's taxonomy places the organism in Eukaryota, Fungi, Ascomycota, Dothideomycetes. The transcript has 2 exons. The record is from RefSeq and is a predicted model, not a curated record. Gene Ontology annotation, molecular function: transmembrane transporter activity. Gene Ontology annotation, biological process: transmembrane transport. The coding region runs from base 1 to 1734 and encodes 577 amino acids.
AUGUCCUCUUCCGACUCUUCUACCGUUUGCUCAAGGGAAAUCAUCGAAGUGAUCCCCAAAGCCGACUCGAAAGGUCCCAGCCACACUGGCUAUCCUGUACAAGUUGCGACCUCUCUCGAACGCCCUGAGACUCCUGAGAGUGCUGUAUCCGUAGCGCCUUUCAACCCAGGAUGGCGGUUCUACCUCGCCUUCGCUUCCCUUUCCAUCAUCUCGCUGAUGGCUGCCCUUGACGCAACUUCCCUUUCCGUAGCCCUGCCCAUCAUGGCUAAAGCACUUAAAGGCACCGCUAUCCAGGCGUUCUGGUCCGGAACUUCGUUUCUCUUGACCUCUACGGUGUUCCUCCCGGUCCUGGGCUCCUUCAGCCAUGUGUUCGGACGGAAGCCUAUCAUCCUCGCCAGCCUUGCACUGUUCCUCGCCGGAGCCAUCAUUGCGGCGGUGGCGAACAACUUUACAGUUCUCCUCGUAGGCAGAUCCGUGCAGGGUAUCGGCGGCGGCGGAAUCAUCUGCAUGAGUGAGAUGGUCGUGACUGACCUUGUUCCGUUGAGGGAGCGGGGCAAAUGGUUCUCGUUCAUCAGCUCGAUGUGGGCCAUUGGCACGGUUGUCGGUCCACUUCUCGGCGGUGGAUUCGCCCAAAGCGUUUCCUGGCGGUGGAUCUUCUGGAUCAACCUGCCCUUCAUCGGUAUCGGCGCCCCCAUGGUCGUCUUCUUCCUUAAUCUUCAUUAUAAGAACAGCUCGCUGCUCGCAAAGCUGAAGCGAAUUGACUGGAUCGGCACCGUCGUCUUCCUUGGCGCGACGACUGGCUUCCUCAUCCCACUGUCCUGGGGCGGGGUCAUGUACGACUGGUCCAGCUGGCGGACACUCGGACCGCUCAUCAUCUGCGGCGCGGCUCUCGUCGGGUUUGUAUUUUACGAAGAGUACGUAGCAUCGGAGCCAUUGAUCAGGCUCAGCGUCUUCAAGAGUCGGACCGCUGCCGUAACAUACCUUGGAACCUUCUGUCAUGGCGUCCUCCUUUGGUGCAUCUUAUAUUACUUACCUCUUUACUUCGAAGCGGUCAAGGGCCUCACGCCAAUCACGGCGGGCGUAGCUUUGUUCUCACAGACCUUUGUCGUCCCAGUCAUGUCCAUCGUCACCGGAGCUGCGAUCAGCAUCACCGGCCAUUGGAGGUGGGCAGUUUGGACUGGCUGGUUCCUCACAACUCUCGGCUGUGGCAUCCUCAUCAAGCUCGAGGAGGACACGAGCACUGUAGGCUGGGUCUUUAUGAACAUUAUCUCCGGUCUGGGCACGGGUAUGCUGUUCCCAAGCAUGGCUAUGGCUACUCAAGCCGCCGCCUCGAACGAAGACCAGGCUCACGCGGUCGCCAUGUUCACGUUCAUCCGGGCGUUUGGCCAGACAGUAGGCGUCGCCGUCGGCGGAGUCAUCUUCCAGAACCAGAUGAAGAAGGAGCUCUUGACGUACCCUCUGCUCGCUGACAUGGCGGAGGAAUACUCUAGGGACGCCAGCGGCCUAGUUGAGAUCAUCAAGCACAUGCCAGACGGGCUGGAGCAGAAGCUUGACCUCCGCAUCGCCUACACGGACGCCUUGGAGCGUGUCUGGUAUGUGCUGUGCGUCAUCAGCUUCAUCGCGUUCGUCGCGAGCUUCUGGAUUCGCCCUCUGGCCCUAGAUAGGGCGCUAGAGACCGAACAAGGGUUCAUCCAUGAGCAGAAAGAGACUGAUGCCGAGAGAAACAAAGCGUAG